This is a messenger RNA of Mugil cephalus (flathead mullet), 1283 nucleotides long. It is a transcript of the gene c7h14orf119, whose product is annotated as chromosome 7 C14orf119 homolog. The record is from RefSeq and is a predicted model, not a curated record. Lineage: Eukaryota; Metazoa; Chordata; Actinopteri; Mugiliformes; Mugilidae. Bases 356 to 967 code for a protein of 203 amino acids. The transcript is spliced from 2 exons.
ACGUCCUGUACGACCAGGCUAAUUGCUGCGGCCACUUCCUGUGUCUCUAUAUAUAUGUGUGCGUUAGCUGCGGAUUAACGCGACUCCUCUUCAUUUUUGCUGCGUUUCAAAAAUGUCGACUACAAGGUGAUUCGUGUUUUAAAAAAGAUGGGUGCUCACAUGCCUAUAUGCUAAGGGUACUAAUAUACUCUGUCUUGGUUGGAUAAAAGGUUGAGCUAAGCUACAUGUUAACGUUACACAGACCAGAGGAUUCUGUCUCCGCAGUUGGUGUCUGUCAUUGACCUACUGUACAGGAGUAGGCGGCUUUUUUUUUUUUUUUUUUUUUUUCUGGCGGAAAAAUAAAAAGAUUUCAGAGAUGUCGUGGUUCAGUCACAUCAGUCAAGGCUCUGGUCAGCAGCUGCCCACUGACAGCCACAGACUCCCAUCCGCAGACUUGUGGAGCACUCACAGCUCCGGAUUCAGAGGUCCCACAGAGGCUCCAGAGGGACCAGAAGACAUGGCAACGCAUGCCUGGACUGGUUUCUCAUCUCCCAGCCCCAAUGACUUUCCGUCGGCGCCCCGGCCCGUAGCCAGCCCCCUCAGCCUCGAGAACCUGUCCUGCGCCUCUCCGAGUGCAGGUCAAGUUAGGGAGCCGGAGCCCAUCUCCUAUGUGACCCUCCAGGAGCAGCGGUGUGUCCUGAGCUGGUUCCAGGGCUGGAUCGCCUCUCAGAGAGAGCGGUUCCUGCAGGACCUUUUGGGGAAAGCUGUUCCGGGGAAAGUGUGCACUCUGUUAGAUUCACUCAGUACUCUUGAGGUUAAAGACAGACUACCAAACAUCUUCGAAUGCCAGCUGCGCCUAUGGACCCAGUGGUUUGAGUCCUGGGGAGAAGAGGAAAGGAAUCACUUCCUGCACAUGCUGGAGGAGCGGGACCCUGUGUUUGUGGCCCACUUUUACAGGAGCGUGGCUGGCACAGCGGGAAGAGACUGACUGGUGUUCACCUGUGGAUGUGCAUAUUGAUGGUGUGAGAUGCUUCUCUUCGGAGAAAUGUUUGUGUAAUUGGGAUGAGACUGUUGUUGAUGGUUAAGAGUUUCAGAUAGGUGUUCAUUUAAUACCUACUGUUUUUUUUACAGUUUCUCCUGGGCUGAUCAUACUAUUUGCUUUUUUAUAUACAUGUGUGAAAUUGCAGUUUCACAACUCAUUUGCAUUUACAUCUGGAUGUAAGAAAAGUAACAGGCUUAUUUUUUUCUGUAGUGGUGAUUAACACACAUGGGAUGACAUGGACAAAAAUAAACAACACAUUGUA